AUGUACCAUACCCAUAUGCAUGAAAGUUUGAUAUCUGUGACUUCAACAGUCAGUAUUUCUGAUGCGUCCUAUGCUUAUGCAAGGCUCACCAGAAGAGAUGAUGACGAUUCAUCAUCUUCCUCAGCUUCCAGUACGAAAAAUAGCAAAUCUGCCAAAUGUACAGGCACCAAGCAACAAUGCCAACUUCCCACGGAUUCGGAUCACAGUACCAGUGUAACCGUUGGUGUAGCUGUUGCGGUACCAGUGGGUGUCAUUAUAAUUGUUCUAGCCGUUAUACUUUAUAUCGUAUAUAGGAGAAGCAAAAAGGAAGCCGAAGAAGAUAAUGAUCCAGAUUUCGAAGGAGACUCGGAAUUUUUACCAGCAAUGAAAGAUUAUUCAUCUGGAAUGAAUCAUCCAUACUCUAGUGACUCGCAGCAAGACUUCAUGGAGAAAACUUUGCAACAAACGCCUUCAGAUCCUUUUGCUAGUAGCAUGAAUGGUAGCAAAUAUAACAUGAGAAGCGUUACUCCAUCUGCAACUGGUCGGCCAUGGUACGUAGAUCCGUUCCAGCUUCCACAGGAAUCAAACGACUCUAACAGUUUGAGAGAUUUUGCUAUGAGAGUACAAGAAGAUGGAUUAGGUGGUUAUAAAGUGGCAGCUGAUUCCAGAAAUGCUAGUCAAACGUCCUUGCAUCUUGAUAACUUUUCCAAUCGUACACCAAUAAGGGCGUCUUCAAGAUUUCAAGAGAAUGAAAGCUUUCUAUCUCAUAAUAGCCCAAUCCAUAAUAACCAGAUUUCUCGUGGUUCUGCUACAGCAGGUGACAAUAAGCAGUCAGCUUUUCCUAAUGAAGUGACCGAUUCAGCUUCAGUUAGUGAAGAGGCUGGAGUUUCGAAUGAUUCAAGCGAAUCUCCAAGCAAUGAUGCGUUCGAGUUUGAAUUUGAUAAUGGUUCGGAAAAGACUCAUAGAAAGAGUCUGCAGUUCGGUACAGAUGAUGAUUAUGAACUUCAGGAUAUUAAAGAAUCUCAACACGUAGAUGAUGGUAGUGGCAGCAAAAGUGGAGAUGAUGAUUAUUACGCAUCGCGUUUAUCACCUAAUGAGGAGGAAGAUAUUAAGAGAAUGAAAAGCAUUUAUCAGGUUUAUUUGGAUAGAGCUAAAACAAUGAAAAAGGAACAGGAUAAAUCAGAUAAUGCAAAUGAUGUAUUGCAAGACGAGAUCAGGGUAGAUAAUAUAGACCAGAAUCCACUACCUUCUAUUAAAAUUAACAAUAACGACAAUAUUGACAAAAUUGAGGUGCCGGAAGCAAAACACCUAGCGCAAGAAGCACUUACUUUAAGCGAUACCAAUUUGGGGAAAUAUGGUCCGGAAAUGGUCCAGGGCCAGGAGCAAUAUCCAGUGCGAGAUACACUCACCGUGACGGAUACGGAAGCAGCACCUUCCAAUAGAAUUGCUUCUUCAAUUUAUUCAGAGGCAGUCCAGCCGUUGAAUUAUCAAGAUCAAUAUCAACAACAGGAACAAUCACCAGUAUACGGCGGCUACACGCAGUAUCCUGCCAAUGGGUACAACGGAAAUUUUCAACAACAAGGAUAUGCUGCGCCAGUCGCGCCAAAUCCACAAUGGUACGGUGUACCAGUUCCUCAACAACAUCAACAAUAUAAUCAUCCCCAGACCCUGGAAACUAUUGGAGAGUUGCCAACACCCGCAUAUCUUGCUCAAUCAGCUUCUUCACAUUCAUUGACCUCUUUUAAAAGACCAAACAAGCAACAACUUCUUCAAUUACAGACUGCCAGACUAAACGGUACCGCAUUAAAUCCCGUCGAUCAUCCGGAAAUGUUUUAUUCACCAACAAACGAUACCUAUUAUGUUCCGCAACAGCAAGGCCAGUUUAUGAAGUUUAACGAAAAUGGAGCGGCUCCCUCACCUUAUCAACUAAGGCAAAGUGUGGUGAUGACUAAUCCUUCAGAUUUGACGGCAAAACCAUCUUAUAAACCAGCGGGUUCUUUCAGAAGUGUAAGCGCGACGAACUCAAGAAAUAACAGUCUAACCACUCAAAAUAAUACCUAUCUCCAACAACAGCAGCAGCAGCUGUAUAAUUCUCGUGUUAGUGGGAUAUUAGAAGAAACGGAUGUUGUGCAGCCACCAAGUGUUGGUGGAAUUUUGCCUCAUAGCGGUUCACAGGAUGAUCUGAGAAAACAAUUAGGGUCUUCACAUAAUUAUACCGUCAACUGA
Molecule: messenger RNA, 2205 nt
Organism: Saccharomyces paradoxus
Lineage: Eukaryota; Fungi; Ascomycota; Saccharomycetes; Saccharomycetales; Saccharomycetaceae
Gene: SKG6
Product: Skg6p
Exons: 1
Coding region: 1-2205 (734 amino acids)
Source: RefSeq, a predicted model, not a curated record